Molecule: messenger RNA, 1612 nt
Organism: Opisthocomus hoazin
Lineage: Eukaryota; Metazoa; Chordata; Aves; Opisthocomiformes; Opisthocomidae
Source: RefSeq, a predicted model, not a curated record
AUGGGCAGAAAGCAGGCUGAGACUGGGGGUGUCACUGAGAUUUGUUUGGCCUCCCAGUGCGAGAUGGGUGGCUGCAGCGUCAGACCCGACUCCUGCGCACAGCAGACGGCUCUGGAGAGUGCAACCGGCACCAAAUUAGAGGACGUCAGCGAACGCAGCCCUUUAGCAGACCCGCCCGUCCCAGCCUUUCACAACGCAUUCUGUGACACAGUCGCGGGGGGAGCAGGGACACCUCGCUCUGCUCCAGAGCUGAACGCAAAUGCUGUCACCAGUCCCCGGGGCGGCCCAGAGCCGGCACCCGACGCCCUGCGGCCGGUGGAACCGGGCCGUCUCCGUGCUCCUUCCAGCAACCUUGCGCUGCCUGGGCCAUCGCACACCGCCCCGGAGAAGCGCGUCCUUGCUCCGGCCAAGAGGAGGCGGAGGUGUCAGCACGAACUGCUGAGACCCCCAAAGCCCUCUCAGCUGGAGUUCAUCACCCCCUUCCAGCUGUACUUCAACCCCGACCUCAUCUUCAGGAAGUUCCAGAUAUGGAGGCUGAUCACCAACUUCCUCUUUUUUGGGCCCCUGGGAUUCAGUUUCUUUUUCAACAUGAUAUUUCUGUACAGGUACUGCCGCAUGUUAGAAGAAGGCUCCUUCCGUGGAAGGACAGCUGACUUUGUCUUCAUGUUCCUCUUUGGAGGGUUUCUCAUGACACUAUUUGGACUCUUUGCCAGCCUGUUUUUCCUGGGCCAGGCUUUCACCAUCAUGCUGGUGUAUGUGUGGAGUCGCAGGAACCCAUAUAUCCGCAUGAACUUCUUUGGGCUUCUUAACUUCCAGGCCCCCUUUUUGCCCUGGGUCCUGAUGGGAUUCUCUCUGCUUCUAGGCAACUCCAUCAUCAUCGACUUACUGGGGAUUGCCGUGGGUCACAUCUAUUAUUUCUUGGAAGAUGUCUUCCCCAACCAGCCUGGAGGAAAGAAAUUGCUGUUAACACCUGGUAUCCUGAAGCUAGUAUUUGACACACCUGAAGAGGAUCCCAACUAUAACCGUCUCCCUGAGGAUCAUCCAGAAAACCAGCCUAGAGACCAAGACCAUAAUCACCAGCAGCAUCCACAGUAACACAGAGGACUUCAUGUGGCCAGAUUCCUCUCUUCCACCUGGACUUACGCUAUGGCCCAGAGAUCCUACUGGAGUAACACCAGUUGCCAUUCCGAUGUGUAAUGUUUCACUGUUUGUAUGGGUAACCCAUCUUCUCCUUAUACCAAGUGGUUCCGCAGAGCUUUGCACGCAAGAACUACUGAAUGCUUACAGAAGUGUUUUAGGGACAGGGGCUUGAAGCUGUGAUGGCUCCUCAGUUACCCAGUGGGGAACAAGAAUCAAAUGGAGCGUUAAACCAGUUCCUCCUUCUCUUGCUGUUAGUGACUUGCUGUGUGCCAGGUCACUUUUGCCCUCUGUACAAAGACCAAUGCUCUCAGCUCUCACUGUUCUGAGACCUCUUUGUGAGCUUUCAAUGAAAUAGUACUCCCUAAUCUACCAUGGUAGAAUGCAGCUCAGCUUCUUCCUUUCAUCUAAGUCCCCCACUCCAUUUUUGGUUGUUGUUUCCAAAGAGUCUUUACAUUAAAGUCUUUAUUUUUCA